Molecule: messenger RNA, 2187 nt
Organism: Populus euphratica (Euphrates poplar)
Lineage: Eukaryota; Viridiplantae; Streptophyta; Magnoliopsida; Malpighiales; Salicaceae
Product: elongator complex protein
Exons: 9
Coding region: 82-1221 (379 amino acids)
Biological process (GO): tRNA wobble uridine modification
Cellular component (GO): cytosol; elongator holoenzyme complex; nucleus
Molecular function (GO): tRNA binding
Source: RefSeq, a predicted model, not a curated record
UACGAAAGCCCCCAAAAUCUUCUCAAGAACCCUCAAAAUUAGGGUUUUACUUGCAGUUCUCAAAAUCUCUGAGAGUCAACAAUGGCAGAAUCAAUGUGCAGAACCCUACGAGACGGAUCGUUGGAAGGAGAGCAAGCACCAGCUCUUACUAUCAAAGAUACUGCAGCUUCUCCUUUCGGUUUUCACGUCUUCUCUCACGUGCUCUCCCAGCUCUCCUCCUUCAUUUUAGGCUCCAAAUCCCAGUCCCAUGGUAUUGUGAUUGUUGCGUUUUCACGGAGCCCUUCGUUUUACGUGGAUUUACUGAAAAGAAGAGGGAUUGAUGUAAAUUCAUCUCAUAAAUGGAUUCAGAUUUUGGAUUGUUAUACGGAUCCGCUUUGUUGGAAGGAUCAGCUUAUGGGGUCAGGAAAUUUCAUGGAUGCUUCCCAUGAAACUUCUUCAAGUUUGAGCCGUGUCUGUAAGGAUGUGAAGGAUUUGGACAAGUUGUACUCUAUGAUUCUUGAACUGGGGAAAGGGUUGGUUGGACAAGGAAAGGAUCGUUUUUCUGUUGCCAUAGAUUCGAUAAAUGAAAUGCUAAGACAUACAUCUACACCAACAGUUUCAGGCCUUUUAAGCAACCUUCGUAGCCAUGAGCAGAUUUCUAGCAUCUUUUGGUUGUUACAUUCAGACCUUCAUGAAGUCAAAGUUACAUUUGCUCUUGAAUAUCUGUCCUCUGUGGUGGCCAGUGUAGAACCACUGCAUCAAAAUGCUGAUGGAAAGAGGGGGGAUUUAGAAAACCUCUCUUUGUUGGAACAGAACUUUGGGAAAGGAAAGCUUCAAGUCCGAUUCAAGCGCCGGAAUGGGCGUGUUCGUGUGGUGAAUGAAGGAUUUCAUAUUGAUGAGUCAAGCAACAAUUUUACAUCUGUUUCAUCUGAAGAUGGGCUAGUUAAUCAAAUUAAUCAAGGCCUUGUGCCAAAGGUGCAGUUUAAUCUAGAGUUAACGGAGAAAGAACGAAUUGACAGGGCUAAGGUUGUACUGCCUUUUGAGCACCAAGGUGACGGUGGACCUAUUCAUAUCUAUGAUGGUCGAAGAUCUCUUACAGAGAGCAAAACUGAGGCAACUCUUUCUUCAAGUGGGAAUUCCGAAAAAACUGACUCUGGUGAAGGUGAGAUAAUAUAUUUUCGUGAUUCAGAUGACGAGACGCCAGAUUCUGACGAGGACCCAGAUGAUGAUUUGGAUAUAUAAUAUAUACAUGUACUGUUCAUGAUUAUGAACUGAUGCUAGAGUGCAUAAAAUAUAGUAUCUCAUUUUUUGGUUGUUUGCACGCCCCUUAAAACGGAAAUCAAUUUUUAUUUUUUCCUAUUUGACUUUUUUAGUACAACAUAGGAUACCUAGAAAAAAGGGUUAUUCCUCGGAUCAGUGACGCUAAUUUUUUGAUAAGAGGCAGCGCUAUGCUCUAUAAAUGGAUCCAGCAGACUUUUAAGGAUGCAGAGGAUAGCAGAUGGUGGAAAGACAUUAAGUGUUCUACAACAACCAUGGACAUCUGGGCUAAUGGGAGUGCAUCCAGUCCAGGAAAAGAUGGUUCUCAAGUUUUAGUUGUAUCCUUGCCAGUUCAAGAACAAUUUAGUGUCGUCAACUCUAUGAAGCAAUUCCUUUUGCUAGCUGAAGAGGAAUGCGUAAUGGCCUUGUCCAGCAUGCAUUUUCUUGCAUGAGAGAGAGCUUCAAAGUGGGUGUAUGGCCUUGCCCUGAUUUUAAUGGAAAGCAGGUAACCACCACAAGGAUCACUGGACUGAAACUAGCACGAGCCCAUUGCAUUCUCUUCACGUUGGGCAAUAGUGAGGGAUAGAAGUACAAAUCAUCUAAUACCCCAUAUAUUUUCACUUGUGCUUAUUUGCGAGCUUACUCCAUAAAUAUAAAAAGAGCUGUGUAUUGAUUUAACAUAAGAUUGCUAUAUAGGCUGACACUUGUUGCUCGUCAAGUGACUUUUUCUAGGAGUCUGGUGUUGCAUGGUAAGUUACUGUGAGGCUUCUACAUAUUCGAUCUGGCAGUGUUUUUCGCUUUUCAGAGUGUGCCUUCCGGUUUUUCCACUGACCUGUAUAUCUUUCUUAAGCGUGACGAACAGUUGUGAGAUACAGGCAUUUUGAGCAAUUCAUGUGCUGUCUAUAGUUUUGGAUCGCCUGAGAUUGGAAUUCAUGUAAGAUGAUUGAGCUA